Messenger RNA from Mya arenaria, 4469 nucleotides. RefSeq names its product polyprenol reductase-like. NCBI's taxonomy places the organism in Eukaryota, Metazoa, Mollusca, Bivalvia, Myida, Myidae. Gene Ontology annotation, molecular function: 3-oxo-5-alpha-steroid 4-dehydrogenase activity. Gene Ontology annotation, biological process: dolichol-linked oligosaccharide biosynthetic process; polyprenol catabolic process. The record is from RefSeq and is a predicted model, not a curated record. Gene Ontology annotation, cellular component: endoplasmic reticulum. The coding region runs from base 1780 to 2691 and encodes 303 amino acids. The transcript has 5 exons.
AUCCUUGACCCAAGAAUACUCCGGCUCAAACCCAGAACAGCGAAACGAGGUAUGUAGCAAACUUGUUUCUAAUGAGACCGUACCAUCCAAUUCACUACCAGACGCCCCGUCUGCAGUCAUUGUUUCAUUAAAUGAGACCACAAAUGACAUACAGUCAGAAGAACAAGGCGAAACACCUUCUCCUUGUUUGACACCAGGUACUCUGCCAGCUGAUGGUACAGUACUUGCCCCUCCUGUCAAGGUUUGUUUGUUGAAAUCCAUAUCAGCAUUAGCAAAACCGGUAUGCGAGUUUGUUCUGAAUUGCGACGUGUCGGACAAUGUUGUCAGUGCGAAGCUCUUGCAAAUUCAGAAUGGUACAGAACAUGUCAUUGCCUAUGGCAGUUACAUCCUAACGGAAGAAGAGCAGAAAUACUGCACUACGAGAAAAGAGCUGUUAGCAGUUGUAAGAUUCACUCGGCAGUAUAGACAUUAUUUGCUUGGUAGACCUUUUAAGGUCCGGACCGACCACUCAAGUUUGACUUGGUUGUUAAAUUACAAAGAACCGCAGGAUCAGUUAGCUUGUUGGAUUGAGGAAUUGGCUCAGUUCAACAUGGUCUUGGAGUGCCGAUCAGGAAAGAAGUCACAUCCUGGUCACUGCAAUUCAUAUGUAGCUGGAGUUGCAGUUGGAGAUCUUCCUUGCGGUGGUUGUAAUUAUUGUGUGAGGGCUGACAACCAAUGUGGUUCAUUUUCCCGGAAGGUAGAUGUAGUUCCGAUGACAGCGCAGAAGGCUGAGGUUGGGGAAGGUCGCGCCUUCGUGAACCCAGCAUCCGGGAGCGUCUGUCAGGGAGUGGGGGCUACAGCCACAUUGGGUAGUACACAACGGGCACAUAGUAUCUCGUGGCCGGAGGGCUCAAUGAUACAGAGUGAGAUUGUGCACAGGGGAUCAGCGAGUGCUCAAUACAUUACAGAGCAACAACACCAUGUCUGUGACGACAGUGGCAAGCUGGUGGACAGAGUGGGCUCUCAGCAAAUAGCUGUCUCUGAAGUAGCCGUUUCAACUGAGCCUGAUACUCAGGCUUCUCCGACAACAGCAGAAAGCAGGACAUGGGAUCCAGGGGGGCAUGAAGUAUCAAUGACAGCCAACGCUUAUAGUCAGCGGCUGUAAGCAGUAUCCUGAAAUACAGGAUUAGCUGCCUUCCUUUUCUUCUAGGUGGGAGGGGGAAGGUGAAGUAGAUGGGUUUACAAAAGUUAAGCCCAUAACACCUAGUUGCAGUUGGUUACUUCAAGUAGCCUCAACCAGAAGUGCUGGAAGUAAAUAUUUACUGAUGUAGAUAUUUUGGUAGACGUCGGCGGCUCGUUCAACUUACUGGUUGGACCUAGCCCUAGCAGUGAUCUUGUCAGAUACUUAUGACUUGAUCAGCCUUCUACAGACCCCGGUGCCGUCCCAACAAAAGAAACAGGGGGAGAGUGUAGUGCGAGUGCACUCUUUGACCUGUUGACACAUGAAGUGCUGACGUCACUGGUCUGUGAGCAUAUCACGGGGAGUUCGAGAUCAGCUGUAGAAGAAGCAAGACGUACUUUGAUAUACUGCUUAAUAAAAGACCUCACGUGUGCUUUCCCUAAAGUUAAUGGUAAGCUAGGUUUGGUCUAAGUAAUAAUAGGGAAUACUUUAACAUUGUCUCGGGUUAAAUGCCCGUUUGAAUUUUUUUCGAUCUUGUCUUAUUUUCAUAUUAAACGCGACAUUACUGUUGUUUUUAGUGUCAAAAGGUCAUCUAAAGAUAAUCUUCAAUUAAAGUCAAAAUGAUUUCUCUCUGCUCGCUUAUCUGGGGUGUGUGCUCUGUUUGGGUACUGCUGGGUGCAUUGUUUGUGGCAUUUCCUCAGUACAGCCCAGCUGUAAUUCUUGAUCUCUAUGUUUAUGGAAAGAUAAGAAAAACGGACGGCAAAAGCAAGCAGUCCGAUUUUUUAUUGUUUCCAAAGAGUUUUUUCAGCCAUUUCUACCUAGGUGGCAUCAUAUGGAUAUCCACGCUAUUGGUGCUAAGUUUGUCUGUGGCAUGCCAGGGUGGGGAGUUUCCCGACAUUGUCAACUUCCUGAUUGAUCUGAUGAGAUACCCAAAUGUGAAAGUGCAUGGGGAUGUGUUUCCAACACUGUUGGUGCUGGUAUGUUCGGACAUCCAGGUGGUGCGGCGAUUCCUGGAGUGUAAGCUGGUCAGUGUUUACUCCCCUGGAGGGAAGAUGAGCAUCAUAAUCUACCUGGUCGGGGUCUGCUUCUACGCCGCUUUACCUCUCACCACCGUGUCUGGGACUGACUUUACACAGAAAAUCUGCUGUGCAAGUUUUCUUGAUGAUGUGAAGUUUUACCAUGCUGUUGGAGUUUCUGUGUUUCUGUGGGCUUCUUGGCAUCAGAACCGUGCUGUCAACCAGUUCGCAAAGCUAAGGCAAAACAAGUCCGGUUCAGUAGAGAACACCCGUCACCACAUACCCCAUGGCGGCCUGUUCCAGUUUGUCUCAUGCCCCCACUACACCAUGGAGAUCAUCAUAUACCUCUCCCUCUGCAUCAUCAUCACAGCCUUCCAGAACAACAUGCUGGUUGCCCUGUUUGUGUUCGUCCUCAUCAACCAGGUGGUCACGGGAUACUUUACCCAUGCCUGGUAUAAGGAGACAUUUAAGAACUACCCCAAGGAUAGGAAAGCUGUGCUUCCUUUCUUGCUUUAGUGUGCAAAAUUUAUUUUACAUAACACAAUAAUCUGGUCAUAAAUGACCAAAGGCUAAUUAUAUUGUAUCUUCUGAAGAUUGAAUACACUUGCAUGUUGUGAAUAGAGUUGUCAAUUGCAUUCAUAUUUGUAUACCCCCCCCCCCCCCCCCCCCCCACACACACACACACACACACACACUUGGUGGUGGUGGCUAUAUAGGAAUCACCUUGUCCCAUCUGUCAGUCCGUCUUUGCCGUUCCAUUCUUCUGGUCAACUGGACAUGUCUAAAUUUCUCCAUUACUCCAUAUGUUUAAAGUAAAUGACUUCAAAUCUCCAUACAAAUAAUGUUUUUUACUGUUUUGAGGUGAAGUGCUGUGCAAAAGAAACAUUUUAUUUUUUUUGUCCAUGGCAUUUUUAGAGAUAACAGUCAACUCAAUUAAAAACUGUGCUAUGCCUAACUAAACUAAUAAAACAUCAUGCCUUAUCUCACAGACGUUACAGUCCCUUUAUCUGUAUAGUAACUUAUGAUCUUAACUUAAUUGAUACCUUCUCAAUGACAUAGGGCAUUCAAAGAGCAUCAUGACAUAGGGCAUUCAAUGAGCAAACAUGACUUAGAGCAUUGAAGUAGCAUACAUGACUUAAGGCAUUCAAUGAGCAUCCAAUAGUAAGGGCAUUGAAAUAGCAUACAUUACUAAGGGCAUUGCAAUAGCAUACAUGACAUAGGGCAUAGAAGUAGCAUACAUUACUAAGGGCAUUGCAAUAGCAUACAUGACAUAGGGCAUAGAAGUAGCAUACAUGACUUAGGGCAUUGCAAUAGCAUACAUGACAUAGGGCAUAGAAGUAGCAUACAUGACUUAGGGCAUUGCAAUAGCAUACAUGACAUAGGGCAUAGAAGUAGCAUACAUGACAUAGGGCAUUGCAAUAGCAUACAUGACUUAGGGCAUAGAAGUAGCAUACAUGACUUAGGGCAUUGCAAUAGCAUACAUGACAUACUGCAUUGAAAUAGCAUACAUGACUUAGGGCAUUCAAGGAGCAUAUAUGACAUAGGGCAUUUAAGGAGCAUACAUGACUCUCAGUCUUACUAAAUUCUUAUAAUGAGGUGGUGUGGUGGGGGUAUGACUCACAUGCAUUGAUAUUUCUUGUUUUUACUGCUGCUUGUUUCUGUGUUGAUGUACAUGUAUAUCUGUGCUAAGUCAAUAUGUUGAUGUAUACCUGUUCUAAGUGAAUGCUCAUUGUUUUGAUUUACAAGCUUAUGAUACUGUUGUAGUGUAAUUUAAAAAAAAAAUCUGGCAUAAUUGUAAUGUGUAGUUUGUAUCGAUAUUAAAUCCAUGUUUCAUUUUUUACGGGUGGGUAUAAAGUGAAGCUUUUUAUGCAGACAGCGUUAUGCAAACUGCCUGUUUAGGUUAUAAUGUACCGUAUAAUUUCUGUACAUUUGCUGAAAAUGUAUUUCAAACGAGCAAAAAAUGAAAUGCAAUACUUUUUCAUUUGUUUUUAUUAAGGAAGGAUAUUGAAACAUAUAUUUGAUGUUAUCAAGAAAUCCAUGUACCACUUUUGAUUACACAGUUCUCAAAAGUCACUGAACUUUUCAAAGACGCAUUUUGCAUUUCAAAUUGUUUUUGAAAUCAUAUUCAAGUGUAUCAUUAGUUCAUGUUUAGCCAUAACAUUUUAUUCAAUGUUGUUUAUUUCUGUGAUUAUAUGCAUUUGUAUUACAUAAGAUCCAGUAUUAUAACAGUUUUAAUAAUAUUAACAUGAGAUGUUCAUUACUGAACAUUGUGGAGGAAUAAAAAUACAAAAUGA